Naegleria gruberi is the source of this 405-nucleotide messenger RNA. RefSeq lists its product as uncharacterized. The transcript has a single exon. The coding region runs from base 1 to 405 and encodes 134 amino acids. Lineage: Eukaryota; Heterolobosea; Eutetramitea; Acrasida; Naegleriidae. The record is from RefSeq and is a predicted model, not a curated record.
AUGUUUACUUCCGAAUUCAUGACUAAAUUUCAAACAUUAUGGAAUCAAGAUGAAACGAUUCCAUCCACUCUCAAAUCCAUCAAUUUCUCGGCCAAUGUUGGUUAUGGAAUUAAAAGAGAGGAUCAACCAAAGACUGUUUUAAUUAUUAAGGAAGGAAGUGUGGUGGAUGCCAAAGUUUAUGAAGGAGAGGAAUUGGAUUGGGAUAUUAGAUGUUCUGAGGAUAAUUGGAAACAUUAUAUGGUGAAGGGAAUGGGAAUGUCACAACUCGCUUCAGGAUAUGCUAUGGGUUGGCUUAAAUUUAUUAAAGGAGAUUACUUUAGCAUGAUUAAGAAUCCAAGAAUGAUUGGACCAUUCAUUAAGAGUUUUGAAUUGAUGAGCAAGGUAUAUACAGAACUGAAUCAAUAA